Xyrauchen texanus (razorback sucker) is the source of this 4596-nucleotide messenger RNA. RefSeq lists its product as uncharacterized. NCBI's taxonomy places the organism in Eukaryota, Metazoa, Chordata, Actinopteri, Cypriniformes, Catostomidae. The record is from RefSeq and is a predicted model, not a curated record. Bases 676 to 2220 code for a protein of 514 amino acids. The transcript has 9 exons.
AAGCGCUGCCUUGCUCUCUUGCGCUAUUAAUCAAACACGAUGAAUACUGUUUUCAUUCCUUACUGCAUUUUGAGGUAAAGGUUUAUGAGAAUCUUAAACUGUCCCGUUUUUGAAUAGUUGUACCAGACCUUAGCGUCAGCACUUACUUUAGCUAGCUGCUAGGUUGUUCACCAAACCGAGCCCGUUUCUCUGACCAAACCAAAUGUUCCUGUACAUUUCCUGACAGAGAUUUCACCAGUGACUAUCAAGAGCCAAGUAAAAUUCACAAUGGAGCGGUCCCAGUGGAGUAACAUGCGCAAGCGAGCCAUAAAAAGGACAAAUGACAGAAUUUUAGAGGUACAAAGAAGUCUUUGCACAGGUGUCGUAGAGCACAAUGAGAUGGUAAGUAGUGACUUUGGUGAAGUUGUGGACACUGAGAUGGUGAGUGAGGAUGAGGUCUCUGAAGAUGAUGAUGAGGAUGAUGAUGAGAUUUCUCCUUUAGAUUUGUCCACUGCUCUUUCUACCUGGGCUGUUGAGUAUGGUGUAUCAUUAGUGGCAUUUUCUGCUCUUCUGUGCAUCCUUGGAGUGCAUCACCCCUUUCUUCCAAAGGAUGGGAGAACCCUUUUAAAAACAGCAACGAAGUAGACUCUGGAAAGGUUGGCUGGUGGGGUGUUUUUCUAUUUUGGUAUUUUGAACAUGUUUCGCAACACAUUUGAGUAUUUGUCGUCCAAAUUUCCAGAUAGAAAUGUGUUUAUGUUGCAGCUUAAUUUUGAUGGAUUGCCGCUGUUUAAGAGCUCGUCGACUCAGUUCUGGCCAGUGUUAGGCAUGUUGUGUCACAAAGAUUAUGUUUCCAGCAGGCCACUGUUAAUUGCUUUGUUCUGUGGUGAGACUAAACCCACUUCAUUGCAUGAGUAUCUUGGUGCCCUUGUUCAAGAAUUGAGAAUGCUGAGAGAGGGAUUUGUCAUAGGCUCAAAAACCUUGUUUCUGAAGGUAAGUUCGGUCAUUUGUGAUGCUCCUGCUAGAGCCUUUAUCAAACAGGUGAAAGGCCAUUCAGGUUAUGCAGGAUGUGAUAAGUGUUUACAGCCAGGUGUUUAUGCUCGUCACCGCAUGACAUUCCCAGAGGUAAGUGCUGCUGAUAGGACUGAUGAGUCAUUUGCGAGAGGCACAGAUGAGGAACAUCACAUAGCAGUUUCCCCUCUACUUGAAACGGGUAUCGGUAUGGUCAGUCAGUUUCCUCACGAUUAUAUGCAUUUGGUUUGUUUGGGAGUAAUGAGGAGGCUCUUAGUUUUGUGGUUUGGCAGUUCUGGCCCUCUUCGGUGUCGUCGUUCGGGUCGUGAUAUGCAGGAGAUCUCUGAAAAGCUGAUAAGUUUGAAGGCAUUUGUCCCAGUUGAAUUUGCUAGGAAGCCAAGGAGUCUGAAAGAAAGAUUAAGGUGGAAGGCAACUGAACUCAGGCAGUUCCUUCUGUACACCGGUCCUCUUGUUCUUAGGGGUGUGUUACCUGAGGAAAUGUAUAACAACUUCGUGCUGCUGUCAGUUGCCAUCUCGAUUUUAGCCAAUCCCCGCCUUUGUUCAGCUCUGAAUGGUUUUGCGAAAAGGUUACUUGUGUCAUUUGUGGAGCACUUCAGUAAAUUGUAUGGUCCUGAGUUUGUUGUCUACAAUAUACAUGGGUUGAUUCAUCUUAGUGAUGAUGUAAAGAUUCAUGGUCAUUUAGAUGUGAUCUCUGGGUUUCCAUUUGAAAAUUACCUGUGUACAUUAAAAAAAAUGAUCAGGAAACCACACAGCCCUCUAACUCAGGUGAUCCGUAGAGUGUCUGAAGUUCACAACCAAAAACAUAGCGUUGAAGUUAAGUGGCCAAAAAUGCAAGUAAAUAUAGAGCAUAGAAAUGGGCCUGUACCAGACUUGUUUGAAGGGGUUGUUCUACAAUUCAGAGAACUGGUAGUGAAUGAUGUGCACGUCAGAAUUACAGGAGGAGACAAUUGUGUUCGACUCAAUCAGAUUGUUGCUUUGGUGGAAAAUAUUAUUGUCUAUAAAGACCAGGAGUACAUCAUCUACCGUGAAUUUGCAAAGAUGGAGACAUUCUUUAAUUACCCAGUUGAUUCUCAAGAAGUAGGAGUUUUUGUAGUGUCAAAUUUGUCUUCAGAUUUAAAAUGUACAAGGCUGAAUGACGUAUUAAAAUAUUUCAGGAUGCCAUUUGGGGAACAGGGCCGUUUUGUUGUCUUUCCCCUUUUACAUCUGAAAUAACUUCAUUCCCCCCCAACCCACAGUGUAUUUCAUAGUGAGCUUCAUUAAGACAAAUGAAGUGGAGGUGGUGCCAGCUGUGUGGGUAGAAGGAGAGGUUUGUAAAUGGCCUAACUACAAACUCGAUGCCAUGUUGAAGGCCAUCAAGAACUGUGAGAUGCCUAAGGAGACCUGGACAAGUUUUGACAUCAGGGUUCUUUACAAAGCAAAUAGUUUUAGUGAGGCAAGGUUGAAACUUCGCCGGGCAGAAGAUGACACAGACCUCCAAUCAGAAGCAGAGGAGGGGAGGCCAGAAAAAAGAAAAACCAGGCAUGUCGCAAAUCUGCUGAAUCCAGGAUAAUACCAAACAAGCGCUUCCUCUCGAGUCAGGAGGAGUCUGAUGAGGAGCCUGUGAAGCGCAAACCAGCCCUCCCUAAGGUGCCCUCCAUUCCACCUCUGCCGUCACUGUUGCGUGACGCCAUUUCCUCAUCAGAUGAAAUAUCUCCGCCAGCUAGUCAACUUGCCUCUCUGCAGCUGAUUCACGCCCUUGGAACUCCUGAGCCAUCCUACCAUCUUCCCUCUCAGCCGUCUCGCCACCAUGGGACGCCUGAGCCAUCCUACCAUCUUCCCUCUCAGCCGUCUCGCCACCAUGGACCUCCUGAGCCAUCCUACCAUCUUCCCUCUCAGCCGUCUCGCCACCAUGGACCUCCUGAGCCAUCCUACCAUCUUCCCUCUCAGCCGUCUCGCCACCAUGGGACGCCUGAGCCAUCCUACCAUCUUUCCCCUUAAUCGUCUCGCCACCAUGGAACUCCUGAGCCAUCCUACCAUCUUCCCUCUCAGCCGUCUCGCCACCAUGGUCCUCCUGAGCCAUCCUAGCCGUCUCGCCACCAUGGGCCUCCUGAGCCAUCCUACCAUCUUUCCCCUCAGCCGUCUCGCCACCAUGGGCCUCCUGAGCCAUCCUACCAUCUUUCCCCUCAGCCGUCUCGCCACCAUGGAACGCCUGAGCCAUCCUACCAUCUUUCCCCUCAGCCGUCUCGCCACCAUGGGCCUCCUGAGCCAUCCUACCAUCUUUCCCCUCAGCCGUCUCGCCACCAUGGAACGCCUGAGCCAUUCCAUCUUGCCCCUCAUGCUGCUUCUGAGAUGGACCUGCAGUCUGCAUUACUACGAGAGAUCACCUCCUGCUUGGCAAUGAUGUGUGAUAUGCAAAGAAAUCUGCUGCGGAUUGUUCAGGAUCUCCUUUCUACACCUACACCACAUGGACACCACAUGGACGGAAGUUUUCUGCCGUUGAGGGAUGCUGAGGCUCUUUUGUCGCUGGCCCACGACAUUAAGACAAAGCCAGAGAAGAGAAAGGACUUGGUGCUGACACUGGGCCUUGCUGGGGGCGUGAACCUCAAGGACACUGUGUGGAGGGUCAUGAAGAUGCUUAUUCAGAACGACUUGGCCUGCAAAAUGAAUUGGACAGGCCUCCAUGGCAAAACAUCAUUCCAGGGCCUAGAAGUCAAGAAUGUUGUUACAGAAGCCAUUCGGAGAAAUCCUGGAUGCAGAGAAUCCACGAACCAGGAGGUGGAGCAAUGGUUGAGACGUUGGUUGUAUUUGGCUGGCGAUCGAGAGGGGGGAAGGAGGAGGAGAAGCACAGUCCCCCACCAUCAGCCACCCACCAUCAGCCACCCACCAACACACAACGUCAGCCACCCACCAACACACAACGUCAGCCACCCACCAACACACAACGUCAGGCACACACCAGCACACAACGUCAGGCACACACCAGCACACAACGUCAGGCACACACCAGCACACAACGUCAGGCACACACCAGCACACAACGUCAGCCACACACCAACACACAACGUCAGCCACCCACCAGCACACAACGUCAGCCACCCACCAGCACACAACGUCAGCCACCCACCAGCACACAACGUCAGGCACACACCAACACACAACGUCAGGCACCCACCAACACACAACGUCAGCCACCCAGCAGCACACAACGUCAGGCACCCACCAACACACAACGUCAGCCACCCACCAACACACAACGUCAGGCACCCACCAACACACAACGUCAGCCACCCAGCAGCACACAACGUCAGGCACCCACCAACACAUAAGGUCAGCCACCCACCAGCACACAACGUCAGCCACCCACCAACACACAACGUCAGGCACACACCAACACACAAUAUCGUCAGCCGCACACAUACAUUCCACUUUGGCCCGUUUCUGGCCACACACUACCGUUCAUAAGUUUGUGGUCUUUAUUGGUUUACACAACUAAGUGUGAUUUCUAAAACUAAGCUUUGUAUGUUUUUACAUUUUAUUUGUAUAAAAAAAAAAUUUGUAAAUGUUUACCUAUUUAGGUCAUAUGUUUGUUAAUUGAAAAUAAACACUAAU